Pochonia chlamydosporia 170 is the source of this 1290-nucleotide messenger RNA. RefSeq names its product FAD/NAD(P)-binding protein. The record is from RefSeq and is a predicted model, not a curated record. The coding region runs from base 1 to 1290 and encodes 429 amino acids. Gene Ontology annotation, molecular function: FAD binding. Lineage: Eukaryota; Fungi; Ascomycota; Sordariomycetes; Hypocreales; Clavicipitaceae. The transcript has a single exon.
AUGAAUAUCCUCAUUAACGGUGCAGGCAUUGCUGGUAAUGCGACUGCAUUUUGGCUUUCAAAGCUUGGGCACAACGUUACUAUUGUCGAGCGAUUCCCAACCCUCAGAGCCACAGGGCUACAAGUCGAUCUUCGAGGACAUGGCAUCGAAGUCAUGCGACUUAUGGGCCUGGAACAAGCUUUUCUAGACAGAAAGGCCCCUGAACAAGGACUACAAGUUGUGGAUAAGGCUGGCAGAAGACGAGCUUUCUUCCCUGCAAAUAAGCCUGGGGACGGUGUUCAGAAUUUCACAAGCGAGUUUGAGAUCAUGAGAGGAGAUUUGUGUAGCCUCAUGUAUGAAGCUACCAGGCAUCGAGCCAAAUAUCUCUUCAAUGUGUCCAUUGAAAAGUUCAACGACAAUGGCGACUCCGUUGAUGUGACCCUUACCAAUGGUACUACGGAGGAAUUUGACCUCGUCGUUGGCGCGGAUGGUCAGGGAUCCUCUACUCGCAAGAUGAUGUUUGAACCUGCCAUUGCGGACGCUGCGUAUCACCCAAUGAAGAAUGUCUAUAUGGCGUACUUCACCAUACGACAACCCAUGAUCGAAGGCGAAGAAUACAUCGCCACUACGUACAUGGCACCCGGUAAACGCGGCAUCAUGACACGAAGACAUAGCCCCAAUGAGAUCCAAGUCUAUCUUGGAUGUACAACACCGUCAGACCGACUAACGAAAUCUCAUCGUGGGGAGCAAUCGCAAGCUAUCAAGGCUGCCUGGGCAGAUGUGUUCAAAGGAGCGGGUUGGCAAUCUGAAGAGAUCACGAAGACCAUGAUGGAGUCCAAAUCCGACUUUUAUAGUGAAUGUCCGGCGCUUGUUAAGUUGAAGUCUUGGUCGCGAGGGCGGGUUACUCUUGCUGGGGAUGCAGGGUACUGUUCAACUGGGACGACAGGCAUGGGCACGACUUGCGCCAUGGUUGGGGCUUACAUUCUGGCCGGUGAAAUAGGAAAGCAUUGUUCAGGUACCGUGAGAGGGAACACGAGUGCCACAAGUGGCGGAACGACAGAACAGCUCGCUGCGGCCCUCGACUCGUAUCAGCAAAAGUUCCAGCCGUUUAUGGAUCAAGUACAGAAAGAUGUUUCUGUAUCGGAUGACACGGGGUUAAUGGACAUGUUGACAUCGACUGCGUUUGGCAUUGCUGUUCUGAACAACUUGAUGGCAUUGGCUUCAUUCUUUCGAAUCAAUAUUGGCCGAUGGUUUCUCAAAGAGACUAUAAGGGACUGGGAACUCCCCAUUUAUGAGGGGAUGCGAGAUUGA